Molecule: messenger RNA, 2073 nt
Organism: Syzygium oleosum
Lineage: Eukaryota; Viridiplantae; Streptophyta; Magnoliopsida; Myrtales; Myrtaceae
Exons: 1
Coding region: 1-2073 (690 amino acids)
Molecular function (GO): nucleic acid binding
Source: RefSeq, a predicted model, not a curated record
AUGGUAGCCAAAGAAGUACCUAGGGACAAUCCUCCAAGAUUCCCUGGGUUUGACAUGACCAAGACAUGCGAAUACCACCGGGGGGAAAGGGGGCAUGACACGGACAAUUGCUUUGCACUAAAGAUCAAGAUUCAAAACCUGUUGGACAAGGAAAUUCUAUCGUUCGAGAGAGCGCGACCCAAUGUGAAGCAAAAUCCUUUGCCCGACCAUGCCGAGGGCGUAAAUGUGGUGUUCGAAAAAGCGAACGUGAGCAAACAAACCUUCAUGGUGAACAUCCCAAGGCUAUACAAAAUUCUUCAGCUAGCUGGACACCACGAAGGAGGAAAGGAUGUGACGAGGGAGGAAAAAUUAGACUAUGUUCGUAGAAUGAUGAGCAUGGGGGUGAUCGGGAGUGCUGAUAUGGGACAGGGAUUAGUCGCCAUGACAACACCAGUCGUGAUAUACUUCUCUGAUGAAGAUUAUGCUAGUGAUCAGGAGGUGGAGGAUGUCGAGCCAGUGAUAAUUGAUCUCGCAACUGAAGAAUUCUCAGCAAUCCAGGUUGGAAGGGAGGAUAUGACGCAAGUUGUGAUCGAGCUGCCAUCCCUGGAAGAAGAAGGGGUCAUAAUCGUUGAAGCCCCUCCGGAUUUCAAUACUAAGGCGGUCCCGUGGGAUUACGAAACGGAUGAAGUGGAUGCUAUCACCCGAUCAGGUCGCUGCUAUGCGCCUGCCGAAGGAAUUGAGAAAAAAGUAGUGACCGAAGAAGACGCAAAGCAAUUUUUGACAGUGAUAAAAACGAGUGAAUUCAACGUGGUAAACCAACUGCGGAAAAUGGCAGCCCAAAUCUCUCUCCUGGAUCUUUUCAAAUCUUCUGAGAAAUACAAGGAUGCCUUAUUAAAGGUCCUUAACGAGGUUCAUGUCCCGGAGACGAUCGACGAAGCCCAGUUAGAAGAAUUUGUGGGGACCAUCCUGUUGAAGGAUCAAAUCUCUUUUGCGGACGAAGACUUUCCGGUAGAGGGCCGGAAUCAUAAUAAAGCCUUGUACAUUUCGGUUAAGCAUCACGAUAUGAUGGUCGCAAGGACAUUGAUCGAUAAUGGCUCCGCUUUGAAUUUAUGCCCGUUAGCCACUCUCCGUCUCUUAAAGGUCGAUCUAGGGAGGAUGCGUACCGCCAAAAAUCCCGUACGAGCGUUCGACGGCACUAGAAGGGAAGUAAUAGGAGAGAUAGAGUUGGAACUCCUGGUCGGUCCCGUGACGUUUCUGGUGCUUUUUCAGGUACUAGACAUCCCAAGUGCAUUCAACUUUCUAUUAGGGAGACCAUGGAUUCAUACCACGGGUGUUGUACCCUCUAGUCUCCAUCAGAAGGUGCGGUUUGUGGUCGACGGCAAGCUUGUUACAGUACAUGGAGAAACAGACUUCAAAGUCUAUCACGAGACAGCCAUCCCGUACGUGGAGCCCGAAUGCAAAGAGGAAUCCAGUUUCCAAACUCUGGAAUUAGUAUCUAUGGUCCACGUUCCCGUUGGCUCACUCAUGGGCACCCCUGAACUGUCCAACCCAACUCUAGCAGCUGGAAAAAUUAUGCUCGCAAACGGGUACAGCCACGGAGAAGGCCUCGGAUUGCAUGGGCAAGGGAUUCGGAAACCCAUCGAAGUCGGAAAAGGUGCGAGGAGGGAAGGCUUAGGGUAUCAGAGAAGCCAAGAUAAUGGAGACCGAGGCAGCCGUGAAGGUCGGGACAACGGAAGUCGAGGCAAUGAUGGAGGCCGAGGUAAUCACGGAGGCCGAGGCGGCUCUAGGGGGCGAGGUAGCAAUGUAGGCCGAAAUGGUUGUGGAGGUCGAGGUAGCGACGGAGGCCGGGGCAACCAAGGAGGCCGAGGCGCAGGUCAGGGGGACCAUGGCGGACAUAUUGGAGUGGAAAAAGGCCGCCGAGGCCUAUUACUCCCCCUAUUGAAAGAGAUGUUCCCCGGGCCUCCGAAGAUGCUACAUGAGGAAGAGGCGGCCAUCGACAGUAUAGCUAAGCUAUUCGAGGAGAAUGUCAUAUGCACUAUCCUGACCUGUGAGGAAGCUGAAUCUUUUGGAAGUGUCGCCGACCCUGUAGAGUAG